UUUAAUGAGCAUGUCUAUGAUAAGAACCAUCACUUCUAACGUCCAUGGCCUCAAUCUCCAUCCUCGCCAUCGAUCACAUCCCAGCAUCCAUAAUUCUUCUCCAAGUUUAGAGAUUUCCAAAUUAAAACAUGGAUAUUUGUUCGUGGCAAGUCGAGGGGCACAAACAGGCCGUAUCCGCUGUGGAAUGCAAAGCGAACUCCAUGCAAUAAUGGACAAUUACCUUCUAUCAGGAGUUCCACAACCUCCACCCAACUUCCCAAUCUGGGCAUGUUGGGUUUUUGGAUCGAUACUCACAAUAAUCAUACCGCUUUGGAAGCUAAAAGGUGGAUUCUUACAAAAAGUAGGAAGUAAGGUAGAACAGGUUGUAGAUAUUGUAGAGGAUGUAGCUGAGGCCGUGGAAGAUGUGGCUGAGGUCAUGGAAGAUGUCGCCGAGGCAGUAGAGAAGGUAUCAUCUGACGUGGCCGACAAUCUUCCUAAGGGUGGGAUACUUAGGGAUGCGGCCUUGUGGAUUGGGAACACGUCCAAAGAGGUUAGGGAGGAUGCCCAGCAGACAUUAGAUUUCAUUAACAAGGUCGAUCACUUGACGGACGAAGUGGAGAAAAAGGUGGACGCGUUGAUCGAUUCCUUUACAGAGGAUGGAGGAGAGGCCAUACAAAAAGAAGCCAAUGUGGACGAACGGACAGAGAAGAUAGAGACAGUGGUGGGCCAGCCCCUCGCAGAACAAAGAGAGCAGGUCGAAAAGGCCGCACCAUUUAAACAAGAAGCACAGGUGAGACAGUCAUGACAGUACGUCGGCCGUCGUGUCUCGAAGUGGACCUUUGACUUCUCAAAUGCACGAGAGCCAUUCGAGAAAGAUAUUGGCCUAGAAACAAUCACCACCAUUAGUUGAUAACGUGGCCCAUGAACUGAUCGAGCUGUUACAACCUGUAGCAUUUUUUUUUUUUUCCUUUUUAAUAAUUUUCAUUAGUCAAGCAAUUUACAGGACGUUAUAAUAGAUCAUUUGACAAGCAAUUUACUGGACGUUAUAAUUUGUAUGAUAUUUUUAAAAUUGAUCUGAAAAGGGAUUAUAUGCCGCCAAAGAGAAGGCUGUCAACGGGAGUUCUAUGGCUCACAGAGACUUUGCAUGCCACUCACGGCGCUAAUAUAAUGUUGAAAUUAGCUGUCUU
This is a messenger RNA of Magnolia sinica, 1166 nucleotides long. RefSeq lists its product as uncharacterized. Lineage: Eukaryota; Viridiplantae; Streptophyta; Magnoliopsida; Magnoliales; Magnoliaceae. The coding region runs from base 5 to 784 and encodes 259 amino acids. The transcript has 5 exons. The record is from RefSeq and is a predicted model, not a curated record.